Messenger RNA from Myotis daubentonii (Daubenton's bat), 1568 nucleotides. RefSeq names its product acyl-CoA 6-desaturase-like. NCBI's taxonomy places the organism in Eukaryota, Metazoa, Chordata, Mammalia, Chiroptera, Vespertilionidae. The record is from RefSeq and is a predicted model, not a curated record.
CGGGCAACCGGCGCCAGGGCUGCUGCUGUGCGCGGGGCACUCCGAUCUGCAGGCACCAUGGGGAAGGGGAAGAACCAGGGUGAGGGGGCUCCCGAUCGCGAGGCGCCUAUGCCCACCUUCAGCUGGGAGGAGAUUCAGAAGCACAACCUGCGCACGGACAAGUGGCUCGUCAUCGCCCGCAAGGUCUACAACAUCACCAAGUGGUCCAGCCGGCACCCGGGGGGCCACCGCGUGAUCGGGCACUACGCGGGGGAAGACUCCACGGAUGCCUUCCAAGCCUUCCACCGUGACCUUGAUUUUGUGCGCAAGUUCUUGAAGCCCCUGCUGAUCGGCGAGCUGGCGCCGGAGGAACCCAGCCAGGACCGCGGCAAGAAUUCCCAGAUCACCGAGGACUUCCGCGCCCUGAGGAAGACGGCCGAGGACAUGAACCUGUUCAAGAGCAACCACCUGCUCUUCCUCCUCCUGCUGGCCCACAUCAUCGUCAUGGAGAGCCUCGCCUGGUUCACCAUCUUCUACUUCGGCAACGGCUGGAUCCCGACCUUCAUCACGGCUUUUGUCCUCGCUACCUCGCAGGCCCAGGCCGGCUGGCUGCAGCACGACUAAGGCCACCUCUCUGUCUACAAGAAGUCCACGUGGAACCACAUCGUCCACAAGUUCGUCAUCGGCCACUUGAAGGGUGUCUCUGCCAACUGGUGGAACCAUCGCCACUUCCAGCAUCACGCCAAGCCCAACAUCUUCCAGAAGGACCCGGACGUGGACAUGCUGCACCUCUUGCUGGGCGAGGGGCAGCCCAUUGAAUACCGCAAGAAGAAGCUGAAAUACCUGCCCUACAACCACCAGCACAGGUACUUCUUCCUGAUUGGGCCGCCGCUGCUCAUCCCCCUGUACUUCCAUUACGAGAUCAUCAGGACCAUGAUCGUCCGCAAAGACUGGGUGGACUUGGCCUGGCCCAUCAGCUACUACGCCCGCUACUUCGCCACCUACGUCCCUUUCUACGGCGUCCUGGGAGCCAUCCUCUUCCUCAACUUCAUCAGGUUCCUGGAGAGCCACUGGUUUGUGUGGGUCACGCAGAUGAAUCACAUCGUCAUGGACAUUGACCGAGAGCCCUACCGUGACUGGUUCAGCAGCCAGUUGGUAGCCACCUGCAACGUGGAGCAGUCCUUCUUCAACGACUGGUUCAGCGGGCACCUCAACUUCCAGAUCGAGCACCACCUCUUCCCCACAAUGCCCCGGCACAGCUUCCACAAGGUGGCCCCGCUGGUGAGGUCGCUGUGCGCCAAGCACGGCAUCGAGUACCAGGAGAAGCCGCUGCUGAGGGCCUUGCAGGACAUCGUCGGGUCCCUGAAGAAGUCCGGGGAGCUGUGGCUGGACGCCUACCUCCACAAGUAACACCACAGCCUGCGGGCGUCGUGGGAGGGGGGAGCAGCUGCGGGGCAGGGACAAGCCCAGCGUGGGAGCUGUGGCCAGCCCCAGCCGGGAGGGACCAGUAUCCCCCGGUUGCCGUGGCAACGUGGCCGGAGGAGCUGCUGUCCCUUCGAGGCAGAUGGAUCCGUAAGGAACUGGUCUUA